Messenger RNA from Priapulus caudatus, 2695 nucleotides. RefSeq names its product retinol dehydrogenase 13-like. The coding region runs from base 90 to 1085 and encodes 331 amino acids. The transcript has 7 exons. The record is from RefSeq and is a predicted model, not a curated record. NCBI's taxonomy places the organism in Eukaryota, Metazoa, Priapulida, Priapulimorpha, Priapulimorphida, Priapulidae.
UUAGCAAACAAAUCCCGACGUGACUCGCCGAUUUCAAUUUUACGAGUUCAUAAGUUAUAUUCUGUGAUUACAAUUGUCAUUUUCUCACAAUGCAGGGACCACCCGGUUUAGGUUUUGAUGAUAUUCCAUCUGGAGUGUGGAAGAUCGCCAUUCUCAUAGGAGUACUCGUAUUUAUAAAGGUAUAUUUCAAAGGGGCUGUUACUUACAGUCAUGCUCUUGCCAAAGGGAAGACGUUUAUUCUCACAGGGGGAAACCAGGGUAUUGGCAUGGAGUUAGCAAAGGAGAUUGCAAGUAGAGGUGGAAGAAUAAUUUUAGCCUGCAGAAAUCUAGAAUCAGCAAAGGAAGCUGCUGAUGAAAUUAAAAAGGCAGCAAGAAAUAAAGAAGUGUAUGUGAAGCACCUUGACCUAGCAUCACUGGACUCUGUUCACAAAUUUUCAGAAGAAAUCCACAAAGAAGAAGAAAAAAUUGAUGUCUUAAUCAACAAUGCAGGAGUUAUGAUGAAUCCAGAGCUAAGCAAGACUAAAGAUGGGUUUGAGGAGCAAUGGCAGGUGAACUACCUCAGUCACUUUCUACUUACGCAUCUUCUGCUGGAUCUCUUGAAGGCAGCUGAUAGAGGGCGCAUAGUAAACGUGAGUUGCCGGGCACAUGGAGCCGGUGAAAUGAUGUUCAACAAUCUGAAUGGGGAGCAGGAAUAUGAGCCUCGCCGUCUCUACUCUCAGAGCAAGCUUGCUCAGGUCUUAUUCACCAGACAGAUGGCUAAGACACUUGAAGGCACUAACGUGACUGUGAAUGCAGCACACCCUGGUGUAUGUAAUACAAAUCUGCUCAAACACAUGCCUCUGCACAGUAAUAAAUUCCUGAUGAUAACCACAGCUCCAAUUGUCUUCAUGCUCAUGAAGUCUGCUAAAGAUGGAAUGAACACACCUCUCACCUGUGCAAUUGCAGAUGAGAUCUCUGGUGUGUCGGGCAAAUAUUUCAGUGAGUGCAUGGAAGCCGAACCAAGCAAGAAUGCUCUUGAUGAUGAUGUCGCUAGCAGGUUGUGGGAUGUAAGCAUGAAGAUGGUCGGGCUUGGCAAAGGGGAGUGAAAAGCAUCUGAUUAUCAUUAAUUACUUCAUAUAAAUCAUGUAUGUUUGAAAGGUCCACAUGUUAUAAUUCAUUUUGUUAUUAGUAAAAAAAAUACUCAUACAAUCGCAUUAGCUUUGGCUCCACCUUUGUUAUCUUGUGAUCAGAAAUGGGAUUCGUGGUCAUGUUAGAAAAAAUAAUGACCUUAAAGAUGUCAUAUAUCGAUGCAGUUGAAAUUGUGUAUUUUGUAGGUUUUCAGUAGGUUGAAGAUGAAAACAUCAUGUGACUGAUAUGAGUCUAUAUUAUUUGAGUGAGCAAAUGUUACCAGUGUAUGUGAAGAGCACGUGGUAGAAUAAUGUGCUUGCAUAUAUAGAAGUAUGUUUGUAAGAAAAUGAGUGUACUAAUUGCUUUCAAUCAAGCCUGAAAAUGAAAAUGAAUGAGCUAAAUGUAAAUUAUAAUUAUUCUAACAUUCUCGAAGAAUUCCAAAACACAGGUGACAAUAUUCUUCAAAUAAGUAUUGAUUUAGAACUUACUCUUGUUGCUUGUUAUUAGCAUUUUUUGCCCAUUGCCUACCAACGUUUUUAAUACUUGGAAAUGCUAGCCAAAUUUAGGCUACAGCCAUGACAGUAAUGUCAGUUCAGUUAGUUCCCAUUUAUAUACUUUGAGAUGCCAGUUAAAACGAGUUUUCAGUAUUUAUCAUUCAACUAUUGUGAAAUGUCUCGGGCACGUAUCCUUUUAUACAUUUUAUAUCCAGAGUACAUUAUAGAUCAUUUAAAAAAGAGAUCUUAGUUUUUUUGAAGAUGACAACUUAUCGUCAUGUUGCAUGCAGUAACUGUAGAACAUUUACAGUGGAAUAUCGUGUUUACUUGUAAUGUGUGAUCAUAGCUUAGUUACGUUAAAAACAGUAAAGCCAGCUGAUCAUAUUUGUUAACAAUUUAUUAAUUGAAUUAGAAAGAUUGUGAACCACUGGCACUAAAUUACAAUAUUCAAAUGCCGGUGGUUUUUCAGGCAGGAAUAUCAAGCUGGUGUAAUUUUUUUAUAUUUAAAACGUGAACCAGUUCGUUUAUAAAGCAAGGCUUAAUUAUAUAUGUGGCUCCUGUUUCUUGCUUCUGUGUAAUAUACAUUAAGGUAGCACAUGUGUAAAACGUUGUUUAACAUCUUCCCACAUUUCAUGUCCACUUUAUAGAGAAAAGAAGCUAGCUAAUGUUUGAAAAUAUGUGAAUGAAAAUCAACCAGGUGUUUAGCGUAGAAAAUAACCCAUGUAUUGUACCAUUGCAGGAUUAUUGUUUUUUCACGUCACACGUAAAUAGUGUUUAUUGUAUUUGUUGUACGUUUAUAAUGGGUUAAAGUAUUAAAAUAGAUGGACGUGAUAAUAUGACGCGUAGCCCAUGUUUAGACAUUGUGUAGUAUAACAUAGCAACGAGGUUCAGCUGUGUUGUUUCAUAAAGAGCUAAUAAUACCUAUUAGUAUACAUAUUAGGUAGUAUUAGCUCUUGAUUUCACAUAUAUAUAUCUGUAAAAUUCUUGCAUGUCAUUUAUUGUAAAAUGAGAUAUAUUGCAUAUUGUAUACAGAAGGAUAUCAUGUAGCUAUAGUAUCAAUGAUUCAUAAACUUGCACCAACAUUUAAAACUCGA